Molecule: messenger RNA, 936 nt
Organism: Microtus oregoni (creeping vole)
Lineage: Eukaryota; Metazoa; Chordata; Mammalia; Rodentia; Cricetidae
Product: intelectin-1b-like
Exons: 7
Coding region: 1-936 (311 amino acids)
Molecular function (GO): oligosaccharide binding
Source: RefSeq, a predicted model, not a curated record
AUGACCCAGUUCAGAAUUCUGCUGUUUACCAUUUUGGCCACCAGAUGGUGCAGUGCAGAGAACCUGGACACCAACAGCCAGGCCAAUCCUGUGUCUUCCUCUCUGUUCAGAAGCUGCAAGGAAAUCAAGCAGGAGGUCACUGGGGCACGAGAUGGCCUCUAUUUCCUUCACACGGAGAAUGGUGCCAUCUACCAGACCUUCUGUGACAUGACCACUGAUGGUGGUGGAUGGACCCUGGUGGCCAGUGUGCACGAGAACAACAUGCAUGGGAAAUGCACUGUGGGCGAUCGCUGGUCCAGUCAGCAAGGCAACAGAAGAGAAAACCCAGAGGGGGAUGGCAACUGGGCCAACUACAACACCUUUGGGACUGCAGAGGGGGCCACAAGUGAUGACUACAAGAACCCUGGCUACUUCGACAUCCAGGCUGAGAACCUGGGCAUCUGGCAUGUGCCCAACAAUAGCCCCCUGAAAAAUUGGAGGAACAGAUCCCUGUUGCGGUACCGCACUUUUAAUGGUUUCUUUCAGCGCAUGGGCCAUAAUCUGUUUGGCCUGUACAAGAAGUACCCAGUGAAAUAUGGAGGAGGGAAGUGUUGGACUGACAAUGGUCCAGCAUUACCAGUUACCUACGACUUUGGUGAUGCACAGAAGACAGCAUCGUAUUACUCCCCCUUUGGCCGAAAUGAAUUCACUGCAGGAUACGUCCAAUUCAGAGUAUUUAAUAAUGAGAGAGCAGCCAAUGCCUUGUGUCCUGGGGUGAAGGUCACUGGAUGUAAUACUGAACAUCACUGCAUUGGUGGAGGAGGAUACUUCCCAGAAAGGGACCCCAUGCAGUGUGGUGACUUCUCUGGAUUUGAUGCAGAUGGAUAUGGAACUCAUACUGGGAGCAGCAAUAGUCGGACGAUAACUGAAGCAGCCGUGCUUCUGUUCUACCGUUGA